Messenger RNA from Aspergillus glaucus CBS 516.65, 1808 nucleotides. Its product is annotated as MFS transporter. Gene Ontology annotation, cellular component: membrane. The coding region runs from base 129 to 1724 and encodes 531 amino acids. Gene Ontology annotation, molecular function: transmembrane transporter activity. Lineage: Eukaryota; Fungi; Ascomycota; Eurotiomycetes; Eurotiales; Aspergillaceae. The record is from RefSeq and is a predicted model, not a curated record. The transcript has 2 exons. Gene Ontology annotation, biological process: transmembrane transport.
GCCGGACCCACGAUAACUUAUGUAGAUGGCUCGAAGCCCGAUAACGGGCCGAGAUUUGAGCUUCUUUUCUUAAAGGAAUCAGUUCCCCGAGGCAUGGACAGUCAACCUACUUGUCACUCAUCCGGACGAUGGCCUCCGCUUCGUCAGUGACGCACCAUCCUGAGCCCGAGGUGCCAUACGAUGAAUCGAAGCGCAACCACGACGAGCACAACGCCGACGAGAAUGAGCCCGAGCCCCUGACUCGCGCGGAAACGUCGCAAUCGAAUAUCGGUCCUCCAAAGUCACUAUGGCACGAGACUAUCUUUGUCACAAUCGUGUGCAUGGCACAGUUCAUGACCCAGGCAGCCCUGGGCAUGGGUAUCGUCCCGGCGCACAUCAUAGGGGCCAGUUUCGGCACAACAGACCCCGGCGAGAUUUCCUGGUUUCCGGCCGCGUAUAGUUUGACGGUUGGAACGUUCAUCUUGGUUUCGGGGCGCAUGGGCGAUAUGUGGGGUCACCGGCUUAUGUUCGUCGCUGGAUUCCUGUGGUUUGCUCUCUGGUCGCUGCUCGCGGGGUUCAGUGUGUAUUCGAACCGGAUCUUCUUCGACUGCUGUCGCGCAUUUCAGGGUAUUGGGCCGGCGAUGCUGCUCCCCAACGCGGUGGCGAUUUUCGGAAGGACGUACCCGCCGGGGUUGAGGAAGGCUAUGGCGUUCAGCUUGUUUGGUGCGACGGCUCCUGGAGGAUAUAUUGUGGGUGCGGCGUUCUCCUCGAUCUUCGCACAGCUUGUCUGGUGGCCGUGGGGAUACUGGGUGUUGGCGAUUGUGUGCGUUGCCUUUGCUGCGCUGGGAUAUAUUAUUAUUCCCUUCUUGCCACAUUCGAAAUCCGAAGAUGACCAUUUGCCUGUGAUGGUCCGACUGGAUAUCCUGGGCGCCACGGCAGGUGUUAUCGGUCUGGUUUUGAUCAACUUCGCAUGGAACCAGGCGCCUUUGGUUGGAUGGAGUAACCCAUAUGUCUACGUCCUGCUUAUCGUCGGGUUCCUCUCUUUUGUUGCAUUCGCUAUUGUUGAACGCUCUGCAAAGUGCCCUCUGCUCCCUCGAUCGAUUUUCACCGGUGAUCUUGCUUGGGUACUUAGUUGUAUUGCGGCAGGCUGGUCAAGUAUGGGUAUCAUCGUCUACUACUUCUACCAGUUUAUGUUGGUGAUCAAGGGAGAUACACCUCUUCUUGCGACGGCGAAGUUCUCAGGUGCUGCGGCUUCUGGUGCUAUUGCAUCUAUCACAACAGGUAUUCUGCUUGGUUAUCUUCCACCAAGCGUUAUUAUGUUCUGCUCUAUGAGUGCAUACACAGUUGGUCUUUGCCUGGUUGCAACCUUGCCCGUCGACCAGAUCUACUGGGGCCAAGCGUUCUUUGCCAGUUUGAUUACCCCGUGGGGAAUGGACAUGUCCUUCCCCUCAGGCACUCUCCUUCUGAGCAACGCCAUGCCCCGCAAACACCAAGGUCUAGCCGCUUCCCUCGUCAGCACAACUGUGAACUACUCCAUUUCCAUCGGACUCGGCUUCGCAGGUACAGUGGAGUCACACGUCAACGACGGUGGCACAAAUACAUUGAAGGGAUACCGCGGAGCGCUAUAUAUGGGCGUUGGCCUUGCGGCUGGGGGACUGGUGAUAUCCAGUUUCUAUGUGCUUGUGAACUGGUUGAAGUAUCGGCGGGAGAAGGGGGAGAAGGAGAAGAAGGAUGCUAGUCCGUGACGCCUUUAUUCUGUCUAAUGCGUUGUUUAUUGCAUAAUACCUGUAUAUAACUAGUACCUUAGGAUAGAUUCAGAAGAUGUAUAG